This is a messenger RNA of Sorex fumeus (smoky shrew), 3786 nucleotides long. RefSeq names its product sperm associated antigen 5 (gene SPAG5). The transcript is spliced from 23 exons. Gene Ontology annotation, biological process: regulation of attachment of spindle microtubules to kinetochore; cell division. The record is from RefSeq and is a predicted model, not a curated record. Lineage: Eukaryota; Metazoa; Chordata; Mammalia; Eulipotyphla; Soricidae. Bases 177 to 3653 code for a protein of 1158 amino acids.
GCUGCGGAACCUCCGCGGGGCGCGCGCGCACCCGCCGGCCGCGCGCCUACAGCGGCCCCGCCCUCCUCCGCACGGCGGCCAAUCAGGAAGCGCGGCGCAGGUUCAAACAAACGGCGGGUCAACAUGGCGGCGGCCUGCGGGGCUGGCAGCUAAUCGGCCCCCGUCUCGUGUGGAAGAUGUGGCGGGUGAAAAAACUCAACAUGAGCGUGUCGCCUUCGGGAAAGCCAGCAAUGAGGACUCCUCUUCGAGAACUUACGCUACAGCCCAAUGCCCUCACCAGCUCCGGAAAAGAGCCCCCCACUGAUUCCUCGAUGUCCCCGUCUCUGUGCAAGUUGGGACCGCAGGAAGACAGUAUCCACUCAUCUACCCUGGAUUUUGUCAAUACUGAGAGGAUAGAGUCCCCUUCAGAACCAGUCAGUCACACUUCAGAGUGGCAGGAAGCUCAUCAACUUCUGGCCAAUGAGCCGCACGUCGCUCUGAUUCCCCAAACCAACUCCAUUUCCCCAGCAUUUGAGGAAGCACUGUACAAUGAAAUGAUCAAAACCAUGGUCCUUGUACCUUCUGCAGAGGGUGGCCAGCAAGACAUUAUACACGAGGCCCACUUAGAUACGUUGGCAGAGACAAUUAACAUCUCUCUUGAUGAACUUUUGCAGCCAGGAGAUCUGCUGGGAAGCGGGCUUGCACCUUCUAUGGAAGACAGUUUUUUUCCAGAACUUGUUUCUGCCAUUGCUGAGAAACCUGUAUUGCAGGAGCCUCCAUCCCACGUCUCAGAGUCUCCACCAAGUCUCUGCUCAGAGCAGCAGCUGUACUCCGAGGAAAAGCCAAAGGGCGGUGGAGCUGACACUGAGCCUGAGAACUUAGUCCCUUCUGGAAAUAAUUCCUUUUUGUCUUCCUCCACACUCUGGCGUUCCUCUUCAACUGCCUUAGCAGCAGAUUUUCUUGCAAGUCCUGGGGUCCCUGGAGAAGACACUGCGGAGCACAGAGCUAUAGAGGAAAAAGAAAUAAGCGUUCCCAUGCUCCCUGAAGCUGCCGAAUUGGGAGAUCAGGCCCUGGUCUCAGAUGGCGAAGAUAUUCCACACACAUGGCAGUCCCCACAGACAGGAAAUAGGAACUCCCAGGGAGCUCACGACCCCGUAGUGGAAGAGACUAGUACGCGUCUCAUCUCUGAUACAGAGCCUUGGCUGUCCCCACUGGCUUGGCUGGAAAAAGGCGUAAAUACUUCAGUCAUGCUGGAAAAUCUCCGUCAGAGCUUGUCCCUGUCUUUUCCUUCUGUUCUUCGGGAUGCUGCGACCAGUAUGACCCCUGUUUCCACUUGCUCCAUCGGAACUUGGUAUACUCCCCCAGCACAACAAGAGAAAAGUUCAGACGUAUCCCAGACAGGCGUGGUAGGCACCGAGGACAGUGCUUCUCAGGCAGAGCCCCUCCUGCGGGGCCAUCCUCCAGAUCUGACAGCCUUAUCUCGACAUGAUCUGGAAGAUAACUUGCUGAAUUCUCUUGUCAUUCUGGAGGUUCUCUCCCGCCAGCUGCAGGAGUGGAAGAGCCAGCUGACUGCGCGCCCUGCAGUUCAGGACAGCAGCACACAGACGGACACUUCUGGUGGGAAGCCAUGGGUGCAGGUGUCAAAGGAGUUGAUAUCGUUACUUCACCUGUCUCUGUUGCACUUAGAGGAAGAUAAAGCUACUGUGAGCCUGGAGUCUCCACGUGCAGAAAACUUGGUCUCCUGUUUUAAAGUGUUGAAGAAAUUGAAGAAAAGGCUCCAGAGCCUCAAAGCAGAGCAGGAGCAGGCAAAGCACGGAGAGAAGACUGCCCUCUCAGGCACGAAUUCGGCAGAGACAGAGCUUGAGGCUUUCUGUGCUCACUCUGGCCAGCUCAAACAGGACCUGGCUGCCAGCCUUCUGAAGGAAACCCAGACUCACCUGGUGGGGCUUCACACUGAGCAAGAACAGCUGGCUCAGCAGACAGCAAGUCUGACCCAAGUCUUGCAUCAGGACUGGAUAUCCAUGCAGCUGGAUUAUGUGACGUGGACGGCUCUGCUGAGUCGGUCUCGAGAACUCACAGAGAAACUCAUGGCCAAGAGCCGGCAGACUCUGCAGGAACGGGAUGCCGCAAUUGAGGAAAAAGAGCAGGUUUCCAGGAAACUGGAGCAAGUCUCUGCUCAUUUAGAGGACUGCAAAGGCCAAAUAGAACAACUAAAGUUGGAAAACAGUCGCCUAGCAACAGAUCUUCAGACUCAGCUGCAGAUUCUUUCCAGCACGGAGAGUCAGUUGCAAGAGCUCUGCAGUCAGCACUCCCACUGCGCUCAGGACUUGGCCAAGAAGGACGAGUUGCUUUGCCAGCUUACCCAGAGCAAUGAGGAGCAGGCUGCUCAGUGGCAAAAGGAAGAGAUGGAACUAAAGCGUAUUCAAGCAGAGCUGCGGCAACAACAGGCGGUCCUGGCCAAGGAAGUUCAAGACCUGAAGGAGACCCUGGAGUUCGCCGACCAAGAGAAUCAGGUUGCACACCUAGAGCUGGGGCAGGUUGAGUGUCAGCUGAAGGCCACGCUAGAGGUGCUCCGGGAGCGCAGUCUGCAGUGUGAGGACCUCAAGGACACUGUGGAGAACCUGAAGGCUAAAUUGGCCAGCAUCAUAGAAGAGAGUCAGGAGCACGACCUGGAGAAGACACGUCAGUAUUGCCAAGAGCUGGGGGUGCUGACUGAGCAGCUUCAGAGCCUAACUGACUUUCUGCAGACAAAACUACAGCUACAGGAGAAGGCUGAACCAGAGCCCCUUGUGACAAACACAGCCUCAGUGUCACCCCUUGAACACACUCCGUCCACCGACAACACCACCUUGGGAAGCUGCUUGACAGGCCCAGCACAUGAAGCACUAGAAUCAGCUCCUGGAUCUGUACCCCUGCUUGGAAGUGACAAGAGUGCUUUCACCCGAGUGGCAUCCAUGGUUUCCCUUCAGCCUCCAGAGACACCAGACCUGGGGAAGAGUCUAGCAGAAAUGGGGUCCAGUAUGGUAGCGCUUUGGAGCCUGAGUUCCCUGCUGCAAGAGUCUAAGGAGGAAGCCAUCAGGACUCUGCAGCAAACCAUUUGUGAUCUACAGGCGAAGCUGCAGGCUCAGGAAGAGCAACAUGAGGAAGCCCAGAAGGCCAAGGAAGCCGAGAUAGAGAAGCUGAACCAGGCCUUGUGCAUGCGCUACAAGAAUGAAAAGGAGCUCCAGGAAGUGGUACAGCAGCAGAACAAGAAGAUCUUAGAACAGAUAGACAAUAGCGGCGAACUCAUAAGCUUAAGAGAGGAGGUGAUGCAGCUCACCCGCUCACUUCGGCGUGCAGAGACAGAGACUAAAGUGCUCCGGGAAACCCUGGCAGGCCAGCUGGAUCCCAAUUGUGAGCCUAUGGCCACUAGCUGGAUCCAGGAGAAAGUGUGGCUCUCCCAAGAGGUGGACAAGCUAAGGAUGAUGUUCCUGGAGGUGAAAAAUGAGAAGGCAAAACUCAUGGCUAAGUUCCAGAGCCAUAGAAACAUCCUUGAAGAGAAUCUUCGGCGCUCUGACAAGGAAUUAAAGAAACUAGAUGACAUUGUUCAGCAUAUUUACGAGACUCUACUUUCCAUCCCAGAGGUUGUGAAUGAUUGCAAGGAGCUGCAAGGAUUACUGGAGUUUCUGAGCUAGGACACCGAAAGCUGGAAUCCAUUUCAUCCCUUUUUACCUGCAAUAUCCCCUUAUCCUCCUAUUAGGACCAAUUGGCAUUGAGCCACCAAUGUUUAAUAUUUUUUAAAUAAAACACUUUUAAUGUAUUUCUUCA